AUGUGUAUCGGUGGAGCACAACGCGACCUCCUCUUAGAGGAUGGUCAGGCUAUCAAAAGCUGCGAAACCUACAAAUACCUGGCAAUGUACAUAUCCAGCAGUGGGACGUUAGACUACGCCAUCAAAGAACGCAAUAAUCAAGGAAGAAAGGCCAUUACUAUGCUGAACACCCUCUUGUGGGACGAAAAAAUCACGAUACGAAACAAACACCUAACAUACAAUACGAUCAUUAAAAGCAUAGUCACAUACAGCAGUGAAGUGUGGCCACUAAAAGAAAGAACCAUGAGAACGCUGGAGGCAACAGAGAUGGACUUUUGGAGAAGAGCGGCAGGAAGGUUAAGAACUGAAAGAGUCCCAAACGAAGUAAUUCGCACAACCAUGAAGGUGGGACACACGAUUUCAGAUGAAAUAAGAACAAAACAGUUAAAGUGGUACGGUCACGUUCAAAGAAUGGAAGAACAGCAACUGCCUAAACAAAUACUCACCUGGACACCUACAGGAAGAAGGAAGAGGGGAAGACCGAGAAAGAGCUGGAGAGAGGGCAUCGAUAGAGAAAUACAAUGGAGACCGAUGGAGAUUGGGAAUCGGACGACGUCGGAGGACGUUUUAAAAACCGAUAGAUAUAUAUACUCAGAGGGGUGGGUUCUGAUGGUGAGCGAGGAGACGUAG
Molecule: messenger RNA, 669 nt
Organism: Cylas formicarius (sweet potato weevil)
Lineage: Eukaryota; Metazoa; Arthropoda; Insecta; Coleoptera; Brentidae
Exons: 1
Coding region: 1-669 (222 amino acids)
Source: RefSeq, a predicted model, not a curated record